Messenger RNA from Penicillium olsonii, 600 nucleotides. NCBI's taxonomy places the organism in Eukaryota, Fungi, Ascomycota, Eurotiomycetes, Eurotiales, Aspergillaceae. The record is from the annotation of a GenBank genome assembly.
AUGUCCGUCGCUGCUCAAUCUUUCCGUGACAUCCUUGGAGCUCCCCGCUCCUCGGCUUCCCCGCAGGACUCAACCCUCAUCAUCAUCGACGCCCAGAACGAAUAUAUCACAGGAGCCUUGAAGACCGAAAAGGUCUCCGAAACCCGCAAGUCUAUCUUCAACCUCCUUGAGAAAUACCGCCAGGGCGGAAACGGCAAGAACAUUGUGCACGUUGUCCACGAGGUCCCCGAGGGCGCGCCCGUCUUCACGCCUAACACCACGCUGGCACAAGAAUUCGAAGAGCUCACCCCCAAAGCGGGCGAGAAGGUUGUGACCAAGCACUUCCCCAACUCUUUUGCAAAGACCGAUCUCCACGAAUACUUGCAAGGUCUGGGAGAUGUCGGAAAGAAGGUCGUCUUGGUUGGCUACAUGGCGCAUGUCUGUAUCUCUACCACUACACGUGCGGCCGCAGAGCUUGGAUAUGACCCCAUUGUUGUGAAGGAGGCGGUGGGUGAUCGCAACAUUCCCGGUGCCGAUGCUGAGACUUUGGUGUCGGUUGCGCUGGCCGAGUUGGCAGACGCUUUUGCGACCGUCGCUUCUAAGAAGGAGAUUGGCGCAUAG